Messenger RNA from Engraulis encrasicolus (European anchovy), 2556 nucleotides. It is a transcript of the gene gria1a, whose product is annotated as glutamate receptor, ionotropic, AMPA 1a. Gene Ontology annotation, molecular function: transmitter-gated monoatomic ion channel activity involved in regulation of postsynaptic membrane potential; AMPA glutamate receptor activity. The record is from RefSeq and is a predicted model, not a curated record. Lineage: Eukaryota; Metazoa; Chordata; Actinopteri; Clupeiformes; Engraulidae. Gene Ontology annotation, biological process: synaptic transmission, glutamatergic; monoatomic ion transport; modulation of chemical synaptic transmission. Gene Ontology annotation, cellular component: postsynaptic density membrane; dendritic spine; plasma membrane. The transcript is spliced from 18 exons. Bases 16 to 2556 code for a protein of 846 amino acids.
GUGCCUCAGGUGGACAUGGUCAAGGCCGGGAACAGCUUCUCCAUGACGUAUGCAUUCUGUUCGCAGUUUGCCAAAGGGGUGUAUGCGAUCAUCGGCGUGUACGACCGGCGUACGGUGAACAUGUUGAUGUCCUUCUGCGGGGCGCUACACGUGUGUUUCGUCACGCCCAGUUUCCCCGUCGCUGCGGCCAAUCAGUUCGUCAUACAGCUGAGGCCACACCUCCAGGGGGCAGUGCUUAGCGUCAUCGAGUUCUACAAGUGGACGCGCUUCACUUACCUCUACAGCUCCGACUCAGGUCUGACGGUGUUGCAGCGUGUGCUAGACAGUGCUGCGGAGCGCGGGUGGCAGGUGGUGUCGGUGAACGUGGAGAGCAUCUCGGAGGCCUCGUUCCUGAAGCUCUACCAGGACCUGGAGAACAGGAAGGAGGGCCAGAUCAUCAUCGACUGCGAAACAGACAGACUGGCCUCCGUACUCAGGAAGAUUGUGGAACUUCGGAAAAAUGUGAAGAAUUUCCACUACCUUCUCGCCAACCCAGGUUUCCUGGACGUGGACCUGUCUGAGUUUAAGAAGGGCGGGGCCAACGUGACAGGGUUCCAGCUAGUCAACGGGGACGACGCUAGCGUUCGAGAGACGCUGCAGCAGUGGGCCCUCUUCGAGAACAAGGACCCCAAGGCACCCAGCAAACCCCUGAAGUACACGGGAGCUCUGACGUAUGAUGGGGUGAAGGUGAUGGCCACAGCGUUCCAGAAUCUUCGUCGGCAGCGGAUCGACAUCUCUCGCCGUGGCAACGCCGGGGAGUGUUUGGCCAACCCCCCCGCACCCUGGGGACAAGGCAUCGACAUACAGCGAGCUCUGCAGCAGGUCCGUAUCGAUGGGCUGACUGGCCACAUCCAGUUCGAUGAGAAGGGACGCAGGAUCAACUACACUCUCGGGGUCAUGGAACUCAGAGCAGCCGGACCCAAGAAGGUGGGCUACUGGAAUGAAAAUGAGAAGUUUAUUCCGACGUCGUUUCCUCCGGGCACCAACGAGACAAACGGCCUUCAGAACAGAAGCUACAUCGUCACUACUAUAAUGGAGGCGCCGUAUGUCAUGCUAAAGAAGAACCAUGAGCAGCUCCAGGGUAACGAUAAGUACGAGGGCUACAUCGUGGAGCUAGCGGCCGAGAUCGCUAAGCACGUGGGCUACCGCUACCACCUGCACAUCGUCACCGACGGCAAGUACGGCGCCAAGGACCCCGACACCAAACAGUGGAACGGCAUGGUGGGAGAACUGGUGUACGGGAAAGCGGACGUGGCGGUAGCCCCCCUGACCAUCACCCUGGUGCGAGAGGAGGUGAUCGACUUCUCCAAGCCCUUCAUGAGUCUGGGCAUCUCCAUCAUGAUCAAGAAGCCCACCAAGUCCAAACCCGGUGUCUUCUCCUUCCUGGACCCACUGGCCUAUGAGAUCUGGAUGUGCAUCGUCUUCGCCUAUAUCGGAGUCAGUGUCGUCCUCUUCCUCGUCAGCCGCUUCAGCCCCUACGAGUGGCACGCAGACGACGAGGACCCCGCCGCCACGCCCCCCACCCAGGAGCAGAGCAACGAGUUCGGAAUCUUCAACUCCCUCUGGUUUUCACUCGGAGCCUUCAUGCAGCAGGGGUGUGACAUCUCGCCCAGGUCCCUAUCAGGCCGUAUAGUGGGUGGUGUGUGGUGGUUCUUCACCCUCAUCAUCAUCUCGUCCUACACGGCUAACUUGGCGGCGUUCCUGACGGUGGAGCGGAUGGUGUCGCCCAUCGAGAGCGCGGAGGACCUGGCCAAGCAGACGGAGAUCGCCUACGGAACACUGGACGCAGGCUCCACCAAGGAGUUCUUCAGGCGCUCCAAGAUCGCAGUGUUUGAGAAGAUGUGGUCGUACAUGAAGAGUGCGGACCCGUCUGUGUUUGUGAAGACGACGGCGGAGGGCGUGGUGCGCGUGCGCAAGUCGAAAGGGAAGUACGCCUACCUGCUGGAGUCCACCAUGAACGAGUACAUAGAGCAGCGCAAACCCUGCGACACCAUGAAGGUCGGCGGGAACCUGGACUCCAAGGGAUACGGCAUCGCCACGCCCAAAGGAUCCAUACUCAGGAGUCAUGUCAACCUGGCGGUGCUGAAGCUGAAUGAACAGGGUCUACUGGACAAGCUGAAGAACAAGUGGUGGUACGACAAGGGAGAGUGUGGCAGUGGCGGAGGAGACUCCAAGGACAAGACGAGUGCCCUGAGCCUGAGUAACGUGGCGGGGGUCUUCUACAUCCUGAUUGGUGGGCUGGGGCUCGCCAUGCUGGUGGCCCUCGUGGAGUUCUGCUACAAGUCGCGCGCAGAGUCACACCGCAUGAAGCACUCUAUAGACGCAGCGCUGCGCUGUUCUGGCCUGGGAGGUCUGGGCGGAGCUUCAGGCAUGGGGGGCGGGCCAGACGCAGAGAACGGAAGGCUAUUGGCUGCCGGCGGUGAGAACGGAAGGCUAUUGGCUCAAGACUUCCCCAAAGCCGUACAGAGCUGCAUGAGCCACUCAGCUGGCAUCAGCCUGGGAGCCGCCGGGAUGUGA